Molecule: messenger RNA, 1709 nt
Organism: Pocillopora verrucosa
Lineage: Eukaryota; Metazoa; Cnidaria; Anthozoa; Scleractinia; Pocilloporidae
Product: adenosine receptor A3-like
Biological process (GO): G protein-coupled receptor signaling pathway
Cellular component (GO): plasma membrane
Molecular function (GO): G protein-coupled receptor activity
Source: RefSeq, a predicted model, not a curated record
UUUCAUCGAUGUACAUUGAUGGGUACGUCAAAUCGAACACAUCCUUCAGAAAACUUCAACUGCUUUUUUCUAGAAGUGAUCUUGCUCCAUGCCAGCCAUAAACCCUUGUACAUCUCUACUGUGAUUACGAGCAUCAUAAAUGGUAUAGCAUUGGUGUUCGCCACCGUCGGAAACAGCAUCAUUUUAACAGUUGUACUCCGAACAACGGCCUUACAAACUUGUUCAAACCUUUUCCUUGGAAACCUGGUUUUAUCUGAUUUAUUGGUUGGGGCCAUGGUACAACCUCUUUUUAUUAUUUACAAAACAGGAGAAAUACUAGGAAAGUAUUCAUGUGUUGCGCAUGCAUUGUUUUCGACAUGCGCUUGGCUUUGUGCUGGAGUAUCUUUCCUGACAUUAACAGCUUUGAACUGUGAAAGACACAUUGCUAUCUUCGCCCCUCUAAGAUACAAAACAUUGGUUACAUCGCGGAGCGUCAUAAUAAUUUCUUUCUUCAUUUGGCUACUGUCGCUCUUAUUAGUUUCUUCGCGUUUCUACGGGUUCAGCAGUAUCGCCUUCUACGCAGUCGGUUGUACCAUCAUCGUCAUUAGUUUGAUAACAUUUCUCGUCAUUUCAGUCCGAAUUCAUCGCGUUGUUCAACGCCAUAGAAAGCAAAUCGCGGUUAGCCAUCCAAGCAAUCUAGGAAGUUGGCAAAGACAAGCACGCGAGGCGGGACACGCAAGAAAUGUAGCUUGGGUGACUUCAAUCUUCUUCGCUUGCUACUUGCCAACCUUGAUAAUAAUGAUAACCUACACUAUUGUUGGCUACACUGUCGAGUUAAAAACGGUUUAUCUUUGGUCUGACGCGCUGGUGUUUCUAAAUUCCUCUUUUAACCCUGCAAUUUACUGUUGGAGGAACAAAGGUAUUAGAAAAGCUGUCUUCAAAGUUCUUGAUCUGAAAAGGAAGGCUUCCAUACAACCUAACGAACAGGCUUCUCCAGAGUGUUCAAAAAGUGCGGGUUGCGUAAUAGACAGUGUCAGCGAUAAAAUACCUUCCGCCCGGUCAACUGACCAAUUGGGUAAAUAUAAUUAGAGACAGGAAUUAAAAGAAAAUUAGAAAAUGAAAUGACAUUGUACGUGACGUGUCAAGAAUAUGAUCCGCUGACGACAGAGAGAAAUAUACCUCACUGGUGAAUUAUUUGUUUCCAGGUUGUUCCAUUUUCUCCACGAAUCUUUCAAACACCCGCCAAAAUUUAAUACUCGGAGUACUAUUGACGUGGAUAUGUCAGGCAGAAAGAAGGACUUAGAAUGUUGAUCAAACACUCACUGAUUUGUUUACAGUUUUAUUUAUCCUCGCAAAGGAUGGAUCGUAAUACAAUUGGACUAAAUGCGAUUUCAAGACGCCAAUAUGGCGAAAUAUUGGCGGCGUACUCUCUUACUACAUGGCUGGCAGCGCCCGUGGGCAAGAGGAAACGAAUCAUCUGUUCUGAUUGGCAACCCGAGCUGGUAUGAGGGGCCCAUCUUGCCAACUCGAGAUUGCAUGUUCAGAUCCCGCUGGAAAAAAUUGCGGGGGAACAGACUUUAAAGUAAUUUUUAAUUUUUGGACAACGUCGGCUGUGGAGUCGCAAAAAGCGGUAGAAGACUGAAGUAGAGAAAACAUAAACGAUUUCACGAUUUUCUUGUUUUAAAAAAAGCGGAAAGUAGAAAAAAUUCAACUAUAAAGUUCUCGAAAUA